GGCGGCGGUUUUUGCGGCCGAUACUGUACUCAUCGUGGUUGACGUGGCCAUUGCUGCUAUCGCUUUUCUUCAGUUAUUGAGAAUUCACGGCAGAAGUUUUGGUUGGACACGCCAAAUGGUAUUUCAUCUCAUGAUCGGAUCAUACAAUGUUGGAUACGUCAUAUAUUUUAUAUGUUCUCUUGUGGCUGCAUGUCAAAGGUGGAGAUGCUGGUCACAUGGUUGUGGAUUUAUCCUCAUGGCUUAUCCUCAAAUUUUUCUUCUAGCCACAUUUCUUCUACUUCUAUCGUUCUGGACCGAUCUUUGCCAUCAAGCUAGUGAUGAUGAAGAAGAAGAUGAUGAUACAAGUAUUUCGCAAUCUUUAUUGGAGAAAUCAAACACUCAACCACGUUUAGUGCAUGCUCAAAUUAGAUGUUGCUCAUUUGCUGAAGUUCGUAUUGGGAGUCGACAGAAGUAUGUCAUCUUGGUGAUUGUACUUACAUUUCUUUUCAUGGCUGCAAUGGCUCUGCUUUUAUGGUUUGGUAGAGGCAAAAAUCCUAUUGACUCCUCACUUAUGCUCCAGGUUUAUCUUUAUGUUUUCUCUGCAUUUAUUAUCAUAUUGGGAAUAGCAUUGGCAUUCUAUGGAGGCAUACUAUUUUCAAAAAUGCGCAAGGUACGUUCAGAGAUGACCUCAACUGAAAUGUGGAAGGUUGCAAGUUUGGCGGCUGUUUCUCUUGUAUGCUUCACAUCAAGCUCAGCACUUGCCCUUGCCACAAGCGUCCAUAUGCUUUCUUUUGGACAUAAUGAUAAUUUCAACUACAUAACCGGUUCAGUAUUUGUAUGUUUGUACUUUAUUGUAGGCUCUUCAGUGCCAUCAAGCUGCGUGUUAUGGUCCAUGCGAGAAAUGCCUUCUCGCCAUGUUGCGGAGGAACCGCCUCAAUCAAGAGUUAUAACUAUUGUAAGGGACGGCCCAGCAGCCCCACCUAAUCCUCAGUGGAGAACAGCCGUUACGAACUCUCAAAAUAGGGCCUUGAAAGUCAGUCCCAUAUAGAAAGAUCAUUUUCCGUAGGCCUAACCAUGUGGUGUAGAUGGAAGAAAAUGCUUGAAAUUAUACAUGUAAAAUUGGAUGUGAAGGUGUGAGCAUGAUAAAAGUUCCGAGGAUUGGAAAUUUCGACGAGAAUGAAAGAAGAGGGCUGUUUCUGCUGCAAUUUCAAUUUCCUCUGCUGAAUUUGCUCUCUGAUGCUUACAAGUACUUGCCAUCUUGUUGAAAUUAUGCUUGUAACAUCACCCUUUUAAAUUAUAUUUACUGAUUAUUGAUCAUCUUAUGUUAUAUGUGCUCCUUCGAUGUAGUUAGUAUAAUUUAGUUCUGAAAUCUUUGCUUUUAGCGCUUCAAAUAAUGUGCAGAAUGUUUGAAGU
Molecule: messenger RNA, 1392 nt
Organism: Phalaenopsis equestris
Lineage: Eukaryota; Viridiplantae; Streptophyta; Magnoliopsida; Asparagales; Orchidaceae
Product: tobamovirus multiplication protein 3
Source: RefSeq, a predicted model, not a curated record